Humulus lupulus (European hop) is the source of this 1678-nucleotide messenger RNA. Its product is annotated as tyrosine aminotransferase-like. The coding region runs from base 116 to 1387 and encodes 423 amino acids. The transcript has 6 exons. Lineage: Eukaryota; Viridiplantae; Streptophyta; Magnoliopsida; Rosales; Cannabaceae. Gene Ontology annotation, molecular function: transaminase activity; pyridoxal phosphate binding. The record is from RefSeq and is a predicted model, not a curated record. Gene Ontology annotation, biological process: amino acid metabolic process; biosynthetic process.
GGCUGAUCGUUCCUCAAUUUCAUAUACCGAGUCAAGUAAACCAGUCACUAAAAUUUAUAAAGUAUUAAAUCAUAUAAUCUCCAAAAAGGAAAUUGUUAGAGGUAAAAAAAAAAGAAUGGAGAAAAAGGAGUGGAACUUCUGGGCAGAUGAAGAAGAUGAAAUCGACAAGAAAAAGCCUUCAAUCAUAACCAUCAGAGAAGUUACCGAUAUGCUGAAACAACAUCUUAACAAGGAUGACAGGAGGCCAGUUGUUCCGCUCGGUCACGGCGACCCCUCCACCUUCUUUCGAGCUCCGGCCGCCGUUGAAGACGCCAUUGUUGAUGCAAUCAGGUCCGCCAACUUCAACUGCUACCCCCCUGCACAUGGUCUUCCUUCUGCUCGCAGAGCCAUUGCAGAGUAUGUCUCGGAGGAUCUCCCGUACAACUUGUCCCCAGAUGAUGUAUAUCUCACAGUGGGUUGUACACAAGCAAUAGAGAUCAUCAUGGAUGCGCUUGCACUCAGCACACGCAGCCCUGGGGCCAAUGUUCUGCUGCCGAAGCCAGGGUUUCCGUACCACGAAGCCCGAGCUGCGUGCAGCAACCUUCAAGUCCGUCACUACGAUCUCUUACCCGAGCAGGGUUGGGAGAUUGAUCUUGACGCUGUGGAAGGUCUCUCAGAUGAGAACACUCUCGCCAUGUUCAUCAUCAACCCUGGCAACCCUUGCGGAAGUGUGUUCACCUCCCAGCAUUUGGAGAAGGUUGGUUUGAUGGCAAGGAGGCUGGGGUUUAUUGUGGUGGCUGAUGAGGCUCAUGAGCAUUUUACGUUUGGGAGUAACCCAUUUGUGUCGAUGGGAGUGUAUGGUUCCAUUGUGCCGGUUGUGACUAUUAAUUCUAUAUCCAAGAGAUGGAGUGUGCCUGGUUGGCGCCUUGGCUGGCUUCUCACAAAUGAUCCCAAUUCCAUUCUUCAGAAAUCUGGGCUAACGAAGAAAAUUAUCGGUUGUCUCAAUGUAUCGACUGAUCCUCCAACUCCCAUUCAGGGAGCGAUUUCUGAUAUUCUUGGGAAGACAAAAAAGGAGGAGUAUUCAAAAGUUGUUGAGAUAGUAAGAGAAGCUGCUGACACUUGUUAUAAUAGAAUCAAAGAAAUACCCUUCCUUCAUUGUCCACACAAGCCCCAAGGCUCCAUAUUUAUGCUGGUUAAGCUAAAUGUGUCUUUGUUGGAUGACAUUAACGACGAUUUGGAGUUUUGUGUCAAGCUUGCCAAUGAAGAAUCGGUUAUACUUUUACCAGCAGGGUUGGCUUUGGGUAUGAAGAAUUGGGUGCGCAUUAUUUUUGCCGUUGAGCCUUCACUUCUUGAAGAUGGCCUUAUUAGACUUAAAGCCUUUUGCCACAGGCACGCCAAAAACAAAUAAGAUCCAUGGAUCUUAUUAAUUUGAAGGAUUUUAUAAUUAUAUAUGCGCGAUGAAAAUUCUGGAGGAGUUUGGAUUUAGAAAAGUAGUUGAUUAAAUAAAAUAAUUAAUCCCAUUAUCAUUUUUUUUUAUCAAAAACAAAGUUAGAAUACUUUGGUUUGAGAUGAGUGAGCUCUAUUCGGAAUUUAUCAUGUUAUUGGGCUUUAAUUGUUGGUAUGUCUUGUAAUAAAGUUUGAAAGCUAAGAAUAUUACGAUAUUUGUUGAUUUUAGUAAUUUAUACUUCAUUUGCUUGAU